AUGCCAAGUGAGGUGCUUGAGAGCAGCAGUGGGAUGGAGGAGACCAUGCAGAAAGAGAGGAGGUCUGGAAGCCAAAGUCCUCGCUGCAGCUCCAUGAGGAGGGCUGUAGCAACCACUGUCACUUUUGAUGGGGAAGCCACUAUGGACCGGAGGAAAAAGAAGAAGAAAGAGUCCCGUCCCGAGUCAAUAAUAGUGUAUCGGUCAGAGAAUGAGAAUAAGGUGGAAGAAGAACAGGCAGAUGAAGGAGGGGAGAGGGGCUCUGAGGAAGGCUCCAAGUUCCUGGGUCAGUCCACAGCAGAUGGUGUCUGGAACAUGCCUUUAGACAGCCGAUAUGUGACCUUGACUGGAACAAUCACCAGGGGAAAGAAGAAGGGUCAGAUGGUGGACAUCCAUGUCACACUAACGGACAAAGAGCUGCAGGAACUGGCUAAGUCAAAGGAACCUCCUAAAGAGGACGUACCUGAGAAGAGGAAGAAAUGUGAUGUUGGGCUAGACAGAGGACCCCACAUCGUCCUCUGGACCAUCAUUUGCUUCCCCAUCAUUUUUGUAGUGUCCUUUGUGGUUUCAUUCUACUAUGGAACCAUUACAUGGUAUAACAUCUUCUUGGUGUACAAUGAAGAGAGGACCUUCUGGCACAAAAUCACCUUUUGUCCCUUUCUGAUCAUCUUCUACCCAAUUAUGAUUAUGGUUGUGUCUUUUUCCCUAGGCCUGUACUCGGCUGUGGCCCAGGUAGCAUGGUCCUUUGGGUACUGGUGGCAUGCUGUCAGGGAUAUGGAGAAGGGCUUCUGUGGCUGGCUCUGCAGCAAGCUAGGUUUGGAAGAUUGUUCUCCAUACAGCAUUGUCGAGCUGUUAGAUUCUGAUAAUAUCUCAGGUAGUCUCUCUGGCAAGAGCUCUGCACAGGGGGUUGAGACCUCGGCAGUCUGA
Molecule: messenger RNA, 924 nt
Organism: Nestor notabilis (Kea)
Lineage: Eukaryota; Metazoa; Chordata; Aves; Psittaciformes; Psittacidae
Gene: TMEM169
Product: transmembrane protein 169
Exons: 2
Coding region: 1-924 (307 amino acids)
Source: RefSeq, a predicted model, not a curated record